This is a messenger RNA of Hevea brasiliensis (rubber tree), 759 nucleotides long. RefSeq lists its product as uncharacterized. Lineage: Eukaryota; Viridiplantae; Streptophyta; Magnoliopsida; Malpighiales; Euphorbiaceae. The transcript has 2 exons. The coding region runs from base 210 to 566 and encodes 118 amino acids. The record is from RefSeq and is a predicted model, not a curated record.
UACCAGAGUGGAUGUACCUUACACAAAUUACAGAAAAUCAUUGCAUGCCUGGCAAACCCAAAUAGUGCUACGUGCCGACAGAGCUGCUGCCACUGGAAGACACGUGCACACUCUCUCAUUAGCAGAUUACCCUCUUUUUUAAUCCUUUGCACACGCAGCUUUUCUGUCCCUUCAAUCUCCAAAUUUCUUGCAAGACUAAUCUUUACCCGAUGGGUCGCCGUCUCUUGCUUUUCUGCAACCUUUCGUGGCCGUUAAUGCCUGCGAGGCCUUCAAAACCAUUUCUCUACAGCCCCAUCAAGGGAUAUAAUCAGUACAACACACAAAGUCACGGGCAAGGAGUAGAAGAGAGAGCACCUUCGCUAGCUGAUGAGUUCAGAAGAGUUGCAGAGGAGAAGGCAAAGGCGCAGGAAACAACCCAUGUCGUAGAUCAAGGUGGGGCUAGCCAAACUGCGGAAAAGACGUCUGACGGCUUGGAAGAGGCUUCUAGUGGCGAUGGAGAUAUUCAAUCGGUGCAGGAGAGGUAUAAGGAGCAUGAACCAGGUGCUGAUUAUCGCAGGAGGGGAUGAUUCUUAGUGAAAUACUAAUAAACUAUAUACACUUGUUAUUAUGCCCAUCAAACACCUAGUUUUGUUCAGAAAACAGUGUGUGUAUUGAAAAACGGUGUGAAUUUCCUGUGUAUAUAUGCUGCAGAAUAAAGUUCUGAUGAAUAAGUGACAAAUGAAAUGAAUCCAUGCCUCGUCUGAGGCUAAAGUUAGUUCA